GAGGGGGGUCAGGGGGCUCCUGACUCUGCCUCAGAGGGCUGUCCAGAGCCUGGCAGUGAGGGCCAGGGGAAGGCAGACAGGCAGAGGUGGAGAGAGACACAGCAAAGGAAAGCCACGGAAAGAGAGAAAGAGGAGGACCCCAAAAGGGACAAGGACCCCAACAUUCAUCCACGCAGCCGCAGCAGCAGCUGGAGCCAGCCCUGGGAGAAGCUCUGCUCCCUGUUGCUCCCCAUGGGCCAUCGUGUGCCAUGGCUGCACACCUCUGUCCUCUGGGCUGCCGUGGCCAGCCUGCUCCUCCCCCCUGCCAUGACCCAGCAGCUGAGAGGGGCUGGGCCCGGCCCCAGCAACUGGGACGACCAUUCAGGAGUCUCAGGGCCCUCAGAGGACGGGUCUGCUGAGUUUGGCCAUCCCAUCCACAGCCAGAGAGGCCAUGGACAUGAGAACAAGGAUGUUUCCACAGAGAGUGGGCAUCAAUUCCAGAGCCACAGAGACCACAAAGAAGCGGAUGAAUAUGUCUCCAGGGAAUACAGUCACCGAGUCCAAGGCCACAGGUACCAAGGCCAUGAGGCUGGGGAUGAGAAUGUCUCUGAGGAGGAGGUCUUCACAGAGCAUGCUCAGCAGGCCCAUGGGCACAGAGGCCAUGGGAACGAAGACCUGGAUGAUUCGGCCGAGCAUGGGCACCACUUCCCCAGCCACAGGAGUCAUGGCCACCAAGAUGAGGAUGAGGACGAAGUUGUGUCCAGUGAGCGUCAUCAUCGUAUCAUCAGGCAUGUACACCAAGGCCACAGAGGAGAAGAGGAUGAUGGGGAAGAUGAGGAGGAGGGGGGUGUCUCCACUGAGUACGGACACCAGGCCCACAGACAGCAAGGCCACGGGAAGGAAGAGGAUGAGGAUGUCUCAAGUGAACACCACCAUCAUGUCCCCAGCCACGGGCACCGAGGCCAUGAAGAAGAAGAUGAUGAUGAUGAUGUCUCUGCUGAGUAUAGACACGAGGCCCACAGGCACCAAGGCCAUGGGAAGGAAGAGGAUGAAGAUGCCUCAGAUGAACAUCACCAUCAUGUCCCUGGCCACAGACACCAAGGCCAGGAAGGAGAAGAAGAAGAUGAUGAUGAAGAUGAUGAUGAUGAUGAUGAUGACGUCGCUACUGAGUACAGACGCCAGGCUCACAGGCACCAAGGGCAUGGGAGGGGAGAGGAUGAAGAUGCCUCAGAUGAACAUCACCAUCAUGUCCCCAGCCAUGGGCACCGACACCAUGGAGAUGAGGAAGAUGAGGAUGAGUCCACUGAACAUUGGCACAAAGUUGCCAGACCUACCCACCAUGGCCUUGGAGAUGAGGAUGAGGAGGAAGAGGAGGAGAUCGCAGUCAAGUUCAGCCACCAUGUUGCGAGCCACCAACCCGAAGGCCACAAGAGCUCUGAGGAAGAGGACUUCCCAGAUGAGUAUGAAACAGCAGUCCCUGGCCGUCACCACCACGGAGUCCCCAAGGAGGAAGAUGAGGACAUUUCUGCCAAGCUUGGCCACCAGGCUCCCAGCCAUGGGCAAGAAGGCCACGGAGAUGAAGGGACUGGCCACAGAGGGUCCAUCAAAGAGGAAACUAGCCACCAGCCCCCAGGGCACACGGGGGUCAAGGAUAGAAGCCAUUUCAGGGGCGGAGACUCUGAGGAGGAAGAGGAAGAGGAGAAGGAAGAGGACCACAGCUCCCAGGAGGAAGAUGAUGAAGGCUCAGAGCUGGGAGAAGGCACCCAUCAUGGCAGCCUGGGUCAGGAGGAUGAGGAAGAGGAAGAGGAAGGUCAUGGUCUCAGCCUGAGCCAGGAGGAGGAGGAGGAGGAGGAGGAGGAGGAGGAGGAGAGGAGGGAAGAGAGGGCUGAGCUUCAGGCUCCACUGAGCCAAGAGCACCGGGAGGAAGAAGACGAGGAAGAUGAGCUCCCCUUCACCAUCAUCCCCAACCCACGGGCCAGGAAGGAGGUGGCUGGAGGUGCCUCCAGUGAGGAGAGUGAGGAAGACACUGGUCCACGGGAUGCCCAGGAGUACGGGAACUACCAGCCAGGGUCCCUGUGUGGCUACUGCACCUUCUGCAAUCGGUGCACGGAAUGUGAGAACUGUCACUGCGACGAGGAGAACAUGGGAGAGCACUGUGACCAGUGCCAGCACUGCCAGUUCUGCUACCUCUGCCCGCUGGUUUGCGAAACGGUCUGCAGUCCAGGAAGCUACGUCGACUAUUUCUCCUCGUCCCUGUACCAAGCCCUGGCGGCCAUGCUGGAAACUCCGGAACCCUGACCUGGGGGCGUGGCUGCGCGCAGACAUACCUCCCCAGCCCUCCAAACCCCCUUCCACGAGCCAUAUUUAUUUCUCUGAAUAAACGUGCUUCCCUAAAGCCACA
Messenger RNA from Equus caballus (horse), 2380 nucleotides. RefSeq names its product histidine rich calcium binding protein (gene HRC). The record is from RefSeq and is a predicted model, not a curated record. Lineage: Eukaryota; Metazoa; Chordata; Mammalia; Perissodactyla; Equidae. Gene Ontology annotation, molecular function: calcium ion binding.